AUGUUCACUGGUACUCCACGGCAGGAUUCCUGUGAUGUCGAUGCUAUACGUGGUUUCAUUGUUUACUUUCGUGACGUCGUCCUUUCAGUAGCAGAUCGUGAUAAAACAAGUGGUGGUGUUGGAGGAGGAGCAGCACGCGUUGUCGCCAGAACGAUUCCCGGCCCUUCAGCGAAUAUGGAAAGAGCCCAGAGUGGUGGUGUAUCUGCAGGGCAAGCUGCUAUGCAGGCAUUGCAGAAUCUUUCGGAACGAGGAGAAAAACUGAGUGCAACUGUGGAUGCGACCGAAAAUCUUCGUAACAAUGCCAUGAACCUCUCACAACGAACUGGGAAAUUGGUGGAGAAAAUGGAAAAGAAGAAAUGGUACAACUUCUAG
Molecule: messenger RNA, 372 nt
Organism: Haemonchus placei
Lineage: Eukaryota; Metazoa; Nematoda; Chromadorea; Rhabditida; Trichostrongylidae
Source: the annotation of a GenBank genome assembly